UUUUACCGCCGGCCUCUUCGCUCCGCCAUUGUUGAAUUGACGCCGAAGACGCCAUUAUUGUGAAAUACGUUUUAAAAAUAAAUUUCACGUGCUCAUAACGAGUACAAAUAUAUACAAACAGUAAAUUUAGUAUCAAAUCUAUCAAUCAUGGCUGAUAACGAUGAUCUUCUGGACUACGAAGAUGAAGAGGCAGCGGAUCAGCAAACCACCGAAGGGGCCACGGAAGCGCCGCCUAAGAAAGAGGUUAAAGGAUCCUAUGUAUCCAUUCACAGUUCCGGCUUUCGAGAUUUCCUACUGAAGCCAGAAAUAUUGCGAGCCAUCGUCGACUGCGGCUUCGAGCAUCCAUCAGAAGUACAACAUGAGUGUAUUCCGCAAGCUGUGUUGGGUAUGGAUAUUCUCUGCCAAGCUAAGUCCGGUAUGGGUAAAACGGCUGUAUUUGUUUUGGCCACACUGCAACAACUGGAACCUUCUGAAAAUCACGUUUACGUACUCGUUAUGUGCCACACAAGAGAACUAGCGUUCCAAAUCAGCAAAGAGUAUGAACGAUUCUCCAAGUACAUGGCGGGCGUCAGGGUGUCAGUAUUUUUCGGUGGUAUGCCAAUACAGAAAGACGAGGAAGUGCUGAAAACUGCGUGUCCCCACAUCGUAGUUGGUACUCCCGGCAGGAUUUUGGCGUUAGUCAACAGCAAAAAACUCAACUUGAAACAUUUGAAGCACUUUAUCCUGGACGAGUGUGAUAAGAUGCUUGAAUCUCUGGAUAUGAGGCGAGACGUUCAGGAAAUAUUCAGGAACACACCUCAUGGAAAACAAGUGAUGAUGUUUUCUGCUACCCUGAGCAAGGAGAUCAGACCAGUGUGCAAGAAGUUUAUGCAAGACCCUAUGGAAGUGUAUGUGGAUGACGAGGCCAAGCUGACACUCCACGGGCUGCAACAACAUUAUGUAAAGCUCAAGGAGAAUGAGAAAAACAAGAAAUUAUUUGAGUUGUUGGAUGUGCUGGAAUUUAACCAAGUGGUCAUUUUUGUGAAAUCAGUGCAAAGAUGCAUAGCUCUAGCUCAGUUACUGACUGAUCAGAACUUCCCAGCCAUCGGAAUUCACCGCAACAUGACCCAGGAUGAACGUCUGUCACGUUACCAGCAGUUCAAGGACUUCCAGAAGAGGAUUUUGGUUGCUACCAACUUGUUUGGUCGAGGCAUGGACAUUGAACGUGUGAAUAUUGUCUUCAACUAUGAUAUGCCUGAAGACUCCGACACCUACCUGCAUAGAGUGGCUCGUGCUGGACGUUUUGGUACCAAGGGUUUAGCCAUUACCAUGGUUUCUGAUGAAGCAGAUGCGAAGAUCCUGAAUGAAGUUCAAGAUAGGUUUGAUGUCAACAUUACGGAGCUGCCCGAGGAGAUCGAAUUAUCUACUUACAUUGAAGGACGAUAGAUUUAAGUUCUGUUUUCAUUCCCUUUUGUACUAACUGUGGUAUUUCACUAGUUUCAAAACUUGUCAUUGACUAGACUUGUUUAAAAGUUCUACAUAAGUAGGAUCUUGGUUUGUAUAAGUGCAAAGUAAUGUCCAAAUACAGUUAAUUCUAGGCUUAAAAGUAAUUAAAUUGACAUUGAUAUUGUGGCAA
Pectinophora gossypiella (pink bollworm) is the source of this 1615-nucleotide messenger RNA. It is a transcript of the gene Hel25E, whose product is annotated as ATP-dependent RNA helicase WM6. The record is from RefSeq and is a predicted model, not a curated record. Gene Ontology annotation, molecular function: RNA helicase activity; RNA binding; ATP binding. Gene Ontology annotation, biological process: mRNA splicing, via spliceosome; mRNA export from nucleus. NCBI's taxonomy places the organism in Eukaryota, Metazoa, Arthropoda, Insecta, Lepidoptera, Gelechiidae. The transcript has a single exon. Bases 148 to 1425 code for a protein of 425 amino acids.